Anopheles darlingi is the source of this 1218-nucleotide messenger RNA. RefSeq names its product lipid droplet-associated hydrolase (gene sturkopf). Gene Ontology annotation, molecular function: lipase activity. The transcript has 2 exons. NCBI's taxonomy places the organism in Eukaryota, Metazoa, Arthropoda, Insecta, Diptera, Culicidae. The coding region runs from base 11 to 1045 and encodes 344 amino acids. Gene Ontology annotation, biological process: lipid storage. The record is from RefSeq and is a predicted model, not a curated record. Gene Ontology annotation, cellular component: lipid droplet.
UUCCUGCGUUAUGUUGACCGGAAUUUUGCAGGGUUUUGUAAAACGGGCUCGUGUGAUAACAGCAUUACUGAGAGGCACAAUCCAACCCGACGGCAUCCGAUCAACAGCAGCGAUAAACAUGCAGGAAUCAUACCCGAUUAUUGCUAAAGUUCCUACGCACAUACUGACGUGGGGAAAAUGGAUCGAAGAAUCGCUCGGUGACCAGAAGGAGAUCGUGCUGUGCAUCACCGGAAAUCCGGGUCUUCCAGGAUUUUACACCAAAUUUCUGUCCACAGUGCACGAAUGUUUGAACAAAGAAAUGCCCGUAUGGGUAAUUGGUCAGGCUGGUCACGAUGAGGCCGACGAAAACCCGUACAAAAGACCGACGCCUCCUCUGCGGGGCAAUGAAGAGCUCUAUAACCUGACCGGACAGCUGCAGCACAAGAUCGAGUUUAUUCGCAAAUACGUUCCGGAAGAUGUAAAGAUCCAUCUGAUUGCUCAUUCAAUCGGAUCUUACAUGGCACUGGAGCUGCUGAAAGUACCGGAUAUAAGUGCCCGCGUGAAGCACUGCUACUUUCUUUUCCCAACCCUCGAGAGAAUGGCAAGCACGAGAAACGGGUUCAUCGUAACGCGGCUAAUCAAUCCGGUGUGGUGCGUCUGGCAGUGGUUUUAUCGAAUGUUCGCGCUGCUGCCCCUGUUUGUGCGCACGUGGAUAAUUUACAUCUAUUUCCUGAUCGAUGGCAUCCCCAAGUGCUACUUAGGAACAGGUUUGAAGUACAUGAACCCUGCGGUAAUUGAUAAGAUUUGGUUUCUUGCCAUCGACGAGAUGAGAAAGGUGAAGGAGCUCGACAUCAACACCCUGUCCGAGAACAAACACCGGAUCAAACUAUACUACGGAACAACCGAUGGAUGGGUACCGGUCAAGUACUAUCAUGACCUAAAAGCACGCCUCCCGGAUGUAGAUGCCGAACUUUGCACAAAGAAAUAUGAUCAUGCAUUCGUUUUGCGUUCCGCCGCACAGAUGGGCUUUACUGUAGGUGAGUGGAUUUUGAAAUAUCGUGUAUAAAGAAUACAUAUUGGCCAGCAACCUAGUUGCAUAUGCCGGUACUAUGGUGAUUGUAAGCUGUUGAAACGUAAACUGUAGGAAUCCUGGCGUUUUUCAUAACGUGGCACUGUGGUGCAUAGUGAGAGGAAAAAUAAAAUGAUUACAAAGAAUAUUUAUGUAAACUGGUAAUAACA